AUGAGUAGCAGUACACAAUCUUUGGAAAGUCGAAAUGCUAUGUUCAUGUGGUUUCAAUUGUUCAUUGAAGUUCUUCUCCGUAUGCAUCACACAUCAAAUGCACGACAAGAACUCAUUGAUAUUUGCAAAAAAAAUUAUCGAGAAAAUUCUUUAGAACUUUCUAUUAUUAAUGAAUUUGAAUCAACCUACAAAUCAGAAAAUGCCAUCUGGUGGUAUACACGUGAAUGUUGUUUCUAUCGUAUUUUGAAUAAAGCAUUACGUAUUCAAGAUUUCGAUAUGCUUUUUCUACUUCGAUUUUUUAUUACUGAUCUAUCGAAACAAUUGAAUAAGGAAUAUGAUCGUUGCCUACGUGAAAUGCCAACACGUGAUAUUAUUCGAGUUUAUCGUGGACAAGCAAUUCAUGUCAACGAAUUGAAAUUAAUAAAAGCGAGUAUAGGUGAAUUUAUUUCGAUGAAUUCAUUCCUUUCAACUAGUCUUCGCCGUUCAACUGCUCUUAGUUUUGUUAACACGAUUGAAAUACAUGACGAAAUUGACCGAGUCUUAUUCGAAAUCAAUAUUGAUCCACGUGCUAAAACAAAAGCUUUUAGUAAUAUUGAUCAACUGAGUUAUUUUAAAUGUGAAGAUGAAGUUCUUAUCAUGCUUGGUGCCCUGUUUCGAAUAGAAUCAGUCAAUAGAGACAACGAGAAGCAAUUUUGGAUUGUACAUGUGACGUUGGCCAACGAAGAUGAUUAUCAUUUGAAAGAGACGUUUGUUCAUAUGAAAGAAAAAAUUGGCGAUGAAACAAAUUUGCAUUCUAUUGGGAAAAUUUUAACUGAAAUGGGUGAAUAUGAACAAGCACGAAAAUGUUACAAACGUAUGAUUUUCGAAGCUCAAAUAGAUGAAAGCAUUGGAUAUAGUGGUCUUGGAUGGGCCGAUCAUUGGUUAAAUGAAUAUGAUGAAGCUUUGAAUAAUACUCAAAGAGCUCUAUCGUUGAUUGAUGAACUUCUUCCCGAUAUUUGUAACGAAAAAGGUAAAUUGUAUAGCUCUAUGGGUUUGAUUUAUUGGAGAAAAAAGCAAUACGAUCAAGCAUUGAAAAAUUUGAAGAAAGCUCUAUACAUACAAGAAAAGAUUUUACCAUCAGAUCAUCCAGAUCUCCUAGCGACUUACAAUCGUUCCGCUAUUACAUAUAGUGCGAUGAAUGAAGUGCAAAUGGCUUUCGAAUAUUACGAUAAGUGUUUGAACAUUCGACUGGCUACAUUACCUCAUGAUCAUCCUGAUAUUGCUACAUCAUACAAUAAUCUUGGAUGGUUAUACAACGAACGUAUAGGUGAUUAUGCCAAGGCAUUAGAUUACUUUCAAAGAUCUCUCGCCAUCUGUCGAAAAAGAUUGCCACCGACACAUCGAGAUAUUGUUCGGACUGAACAGAAUAUUCUUAAAGUGAUGGAAAAAAUAAAACAGAAAUCAAAGAUAAAGACAUAG
Rotaria sordida is the source of this 1458-nucleotide messenger RNA. The record is from the annotation of a GenBank genome assembly. Lineage: Eukaryota; Metazoa; Rotifera; Eurotatoria; Philodinida; Philodinidae.